Molecule: messenger RNA, 4024 nt
Organism: Drosophila obscura
Lineage: Eukaryota; Metazoa; Arthropoda; Insecta; Diptera; Drosophilidae
Gene: Pde8
Product: high affinity cAMP-specific and IBMX-insensitive 3',5'-cyclic phosphodiesterase 8
Exons: 17
Coding region: 451-3585 (1044 amino acids)
Biological process (GO): positive regulation of ERK1 and ERK2 cascade; signal transduction; regulation of DNA-templated transcription
Molecular function (GO): 3',5'-cyclic-nucleotide phosphodiesterase activity
Source: RefSeq, a predicted model, not a curated record
UGGAUGUUUGAGCGUCGCCGUGUCGCGUUUCGACCACAAAAAAAAAUAAAAUAAAACUAAAAAAUACGACACGAAACUGUGAAUUAUUAAGUGCCGCCUAGAAUUGAUUGAGAUUUGGAUACAAAUAUAGACUGAGAUACAGACACGCAGAUAGACAGCCACACAGGCCACUGCCAUUGAGAGUGUAGAUAUACCAAGCACGAUCGAGACUGUCGCAUGGAAAAUGCCAGGGCCUGUCUCUGUUCGGGCUUAUGCAAACAACUUGUUAUUGAUCUAAGACAUUGGACCUCUCAAGUGCUUAGCGUAAUUGUCAUUGUUAUAGUUAUUGCCAUUGCCAUUGCGAUUGUGGCACACUGAGUGACUGAAUGAGUGAGUGAGUGAGUGUUUGACUCCCCCGCUCCCCCCAGAGUGACUCCGAGUGCCACUGAGUGUAGUUUUAUAAUUAGCAGAAUGCGCAAUUGCUUGCCAAAACUCACGAAUGUCUUUCGCCGCAAAUCCUCCGCGAAAUCGUCGGCAACUGGCCCCGGCCAUACAAAUCAUUCGAAUGAUUGCCACUCCGACAGCGACUCGGAGCAGUACACGGCGGUGGCCAUGUCUGGUUCUUUAGCCAUUCCGUCGCCACAGUACGAUCCGGCCCGCGAUAAUAAUAAUGAGAGACCGCAUCGAGAUGGCGAUAGCAGCUAUAGCCGGCUGAUAAGUGGCCCGUCCAACUUGGAGUCGACGGCGGUGGCGCCAAAUGUCCGCAGCCGUGCCGUGGAGGAGAGCUCGUUCACGGAAAUGAGAGUGGAAACGAUUUCGGGGCAAGCUGCCGGUCCAGCUCGGCUUUCUAUUCCAAUUCCCGGGCGUAAUUCCAUUUCGUUGCCAUUUGCGGGUCUCAGUUCGAGCAAAACGCCCGAGGAAAUGGAACUGGAAUAUGAGGCGAAUGUGAAGGCCGAAGUUGGGGACAUUGUGACACCCCUGCGACGCAACAACACCAGCAGCACGAGGCCGCACAGCAUGGCCUUCAAUGGCGGGGGACGCAGUGCGUCGCUGCAGCCGGAAAUAGUCGAGGCCAUACGCAAUUUAGACGUCCAGGGGCUCUUCCUCAACAAUCUCGCCAUGGAGGAGGACAGGACGGACAUUGAGUCCGACCAGUCGCAGGGCCACGAAGAUGCUGUGGUGCUGCGGCGCAAGGUCGCGGGCCUGGAGCGCAAAUCCUGCAGCCUCUACGAGCGACGUAUGCCCAAGACGCCGAAGCUCCAUCUGAUGGUUGCAGGAAAAAAGCCGCAACCGCAACCCCAGCAGCAGCAGUUCAAAGUUUUUCAGCGAAAUCUCAUGGACUUGAAAUAUCCAACCGUGCUACCACCGAAUCCUCAACUUAAGGCUCUUUUAGUUUUCCACAAAUCGGACAGCAUCUGUGAGGCGGUCGCCUCCGCCUGCCAGCGCCACCAGCUGGACGUUACGCUGGUUAAGUCAAAGGAGGAGGCCCUCGACACGCUGCACAAGUCGUAUGCCACCGCCCAAUGCUACCAUUUAAUCAUAAUUGAUGCGCGCUCCUCGAAAAAUCUAGAUGCCGAGCAUAUUGCAAGAACAAUACGUCAUACACAUGGACACCAUUUAACGACAAUAAUUGCCGUCUGCAAGAAGAGUUUCUUUGAAAAGGAUGACGUGCUAAUUGCUCUAUUGGACGCUGGCGUUAAUAGAUGCAUAGCCGAGACGACAAACCUGGCCAUGUGCAGUGUGGAGCUGAAGCAAAUACUGCACUCGAUCAUACGGCCCCACAAUGUCAUGUCCACUCAACAGGCACUCUACACGGCGCUGCAUCGGCUGAAGGAGGUGGUCCUCAUCACGGACGACGUGCUGCGCAUACAGUACGCGAACCGUGCCACAGAGCGUCUCCUCAACAUGCGGCUGGAUGAAAUCAUUAGCAAGCCACUGGCGGACAUAUUCGUGUCCGACCUGUCCACCAUCAGCGAGCAGGGCAAGAGCAUCAAGGAGUUCGAUGGGAUACUGACAGUGCGACGCAAGAACCAGGAGGGCAUCCCCAUGCACGUUCGCGUCGUCCCGGUGGCCUGCAUCGGCAGUGCACCCACUCACCUGAUUUUCAACUUCGAUGUGCCCGGCGGACAGAUGGACUUCAUAGCCACGCUGCCGCAGCCAAAGGAGGCGCCACGCGGCUCCCUGCACUCGGUGCGGCGCUGCAGCUUCGAUGUGCGGUCCAUUGCCUCGGACGGAUUGCGGAGGACCAGCCUGGCCAAGCUCACAUCCCUGCCGCUGGAGGCGCCAAUCACUAAAAUAAUCAAUUUACUAUCACAAGUACAGGAGAAUUGUUCGGCCGAUGAGGCGCGGCUCAUAGACAAGGUCUUGGAGUUCCUGAAGCGCGAGGGACUCUACAGUCCACAAAUGAAGGAGAUCCGCACGGAUGAUCCCAUAGCCACCGAUCUAAUCGGUGCCCUAUUAACGGGACCGAGCGUUUACUCCUCGCGGCGAAGCUCGAAUGACUCCAUCAUACGCACAGGAAGUUCUACCCGAACUGCCACCAUCGUGCCCGCCAAGAUGAAGGCCAAUCCCAUUAUAAUGGAACUACUUGAAGAAUCUCUCAGCUGGGACUUUGAUAUUUUCAAAUUGGAAGAGAUCACCGACUACCAUCCGCUGCUCUAUCUGGGUAUGGAAAUGUUCCGUCGCUUCGACGUCUUCGCCACCCUGAACAUUGACGAGAACGUGUGCAAGGCCUGGCUGGCCGUUAUAGAGGCCCACUACCACAAGUCGAACACCUAUCACAACAGCACACAUGCCGCCGAUGUCAUGCAGGCCACUGGCGCGUUUAUCACGCAGCUGACCAACAAGGACAUGAUGGUCAUGGAUAGCAUGGAGGAGGCCAUGGCUCUGAUUGCGGCUGCGGCCCACGACAUCGAUCAUCCUGGUCGCUCCUCGGCCUUUCUGUGCAACUCGAACAGCGCUCUGGCCGUACUGUACAAUGAUCUAACGGUGCUGGAGAACCAUCAUGCCGCCAUCACUUUCAAGCUGACUUUGGGCGAUGAUAAGAUCAACAUAUUUAAGAACCUGGACAAGGAGACAUACAAGUCGGCGCGUAGCACCAUUAUUGACAUGAUUUUGGCCACCGAGAUGACGCGACACUUUGAGCACUUGGCCAAGUUUGUGAGCGUCUUUGGGGGCGAGGAGCCGCGCGAACAUAACCCGCAGUCGGAUGAGGAGACUGCGAUACUCAUGCGCCGCAUGCUCAUCAAGGUGGCCGAUGUGAGCAACCCAGCCCGGCCAAUGCAAUUCUGCAUCGAGUGGGCGCGGCGCAUUGCCGAGGAGUACUUCAUGCAGACGGACGAGGAGAAGCAGCGGCAUCUGCCCAUCGUAAUGCCCAUGUUUGAUCGGGCCACAUGCAGCAUACCAAAGAGCCAGAUUGGCUUCAUCGAAUACAUCAUACAGGACAUGAUGCAUGCCUGGGAGAGCUUCAUUGACAUGCCCCAGCUCAUCACCUACAUGCAGAUCAACUACUCACAGUGGAAGAAGUACGACGAGCAGGGCGUCAACACUUUGGCCGAUAUCAUGGCCAAGCAGCCGCCGAUGGGAAAGCUGGCUAAUUCCAAAUAGCAUACGGCCUUCCGGAGAUUAUUCUCGGGUCUACUGAAGCCACUGCCGGCCCAGGCGCCGGGCACAUCCACAAUUGGCGAGAAUGAAUUGGAGGAUGUGCUCUAGUGACGGCGCAGACGGGCCCGUGGCCCCAUCUGGCGGCGCUGUCACUCUGCAUAAUCCUCUCAUUGUUGUUGUUGUUGUUGCUCCUCCACAACUGGAUCCACAUCCAGAUCCUUUUCGCUCCAUCUGUCAUACAUAUCUCGGACUAAAAGGAAGGCGUAGGAAAGGUGCAGUGGCAGGGGCAGUGGUGCAGUGCUGCCACGAAGUCCACAACACAAGUGGUGCCAAGCGGUGUCGCAAAGCAGAAAAACAGAAACAAAUACCUAACCUAACUAAAGCAAGUUUAAACAAUUAUUGGGCUGGACUCAAAAUUUAAUGUUUAAGAAGCAUCACAAAA